Messenger RNA from Oppiella nova, 289 nucleotides. The record is from the annotation of a GenBank genome assembly. NCBI's taxonomy places the organism in Eukaryota, Metazoa, Arthropoda, Arachnida, Sarcoptiformes, Oppiidae.
AUGUUUUACGCCGGAAUGUGUCAAAACUGCCGCAUCUCUAGUGAAUGCCAUGGAUUUGAGUGCCGAUCCGUGCGAAGACUUUUUUCAGUUCGCUUGUGGCACUUGGAAUAAGAAACAUAUCAUCCCUGAAGACAGAUCCUCUAUAAGCACUUUUGAAGUACUCGCAGAUAAUCUUCAAAUUCUUCUCAAAGAUCUUUUGGAGCAACAGCCAAACAGUUAUGACAACAGUGCUACCAUUAAAGCAAAAAUUUUCUACAAAUCUUGUAUGAAUACAAGAAAGAUUGAGGAU